AUGAGAGCGACUGUUGCCGAUCCUCAACGUUCUAGCUCUGCGAUGGCCCAGCUUCUUUGCCAGACCCACUUUCUCUUCUGUCCAAUCACGAACUCCACUCUAUCCUAUGUCCCCCCUCUUACUAGUCGCCUGUUUCAGCCGCCGCCUCCUCCUCCGGUGAUUAUGACACUCCCAGUCAAGCUGAAGCCCUCGCUCGGUGCUAUCGAAGUGCUUCUCAUCACUUAUCAAUCAGUGGCCCUGCAGGCAUGGCCGCAGGUCCCCGGUGGUCUGCAGGAGCCUCCACUGUUG
This is a messenger RNA of Dibothriocephalus latus, 288 nucleotides long. NCBI's taxonomy places the organism in Eukaryota, Metazoa, Platyhelminthes, Cestoda, Diphyllobothriidea, Diphyllobothriidae. The record is from the annotation of a GenBank genome assembly.